Messenger RNA from Symbiodinium sp. CCMP2592, 250 nucleotides. The record is from the annotation of a GenBank genome assembly. NCBI's taxonomy places the organism in Eukaryota, Dinophyceae, Suessiales, Symbiodiniaceae.
GCUGGUCCAGCAUGGGCGGAAUUACAAGCUGGAGCUGUAUUGGACCAGGAGUGUGAUCGGAGUUCGCCAGAAGAAUGGCCCACAGGUCUGGAGCAUGAGCUUCAAGAAUUUGAAGGUCGGCAUCCUCGUGGCCAACGAGAUUGUCUCCCUGUUGGAUCGUGAUAUGAACAUCCAUGGUGAGGAGAUGACGAAUACCAUCAGGAACUUCCGUUCAGAGCUUGAGGAGCAGUAUGGAGAAGUUUGGCCGUGA